UGAUUCGUGCGCCUAGGGUAGACGCGCGCAACGUAGAUCGUCGGUGUAAACAUGCGCCGGCGGCGGCCGUAGACGGAGGCUGGCAUGUGAUCCUGGCUUCACUGUAGAUAAUACGAGACUGGCGAAAAAUGGCGGACGAACAGGAAGUACGGCAGCUGGAGAUGCUGUGCAAGCAAUUGUACGAGUCGCAAGAUUCGGCACAUCGCGCGGAGGCGGAGAAGGCUUUGGUCGCUUUCCAAAAUGCACCGGAUACGCUUACAAAGUGCCAGCUCCUCCUGGACCGCGGGGACUCCGCGUACGCUCAAUUACUGGCCGCUACCACCCUGACGAAGCUGGUGUCACGCUCGGCGCAGGGACAACUUACGACAACACUCAGCUUACAACAGAGGCUCGAUAUACGAAACUACGUACUCAACUACUUAGCAACACAACCAAAGUUACCGAAUUUUGUGAUACAGGCUUUGGUUACGCUAUUCGCUAGGAUAUCAAAGCUUGGGUGGUUCGAUUCCGAUAAAGAGGAGUUUGUCUUCAGAAAUGUAGUCAGCGACGUAGCCAAGUUUCUUCAGGGGUCAGUGGAGCAUUGUAUGAUAGGAGUACAGUUGCUCUCUCAAUUGACGUGUGAAAUGAAUCAAAUAUCGGAAGCCGACGCGAACAGAUCUCUGACAAAGCAUAGAAGAAUAGCGAGUAGCUUUAGAGACACGCAACUAUUUGAAAUAUUUAGGUUAUCGUGUACCCUACUAAGUACAGCUCGUGAAAAUUGUAAGAGUUUAAAUUUCAACGAUGAGGCGCAGCACGGUUUGAUAAGACAACUGUUGAAGCUUGCACAAAACUGUUUGACAUUUGAUUUUAUUGGCACGUCAACCGAUGAGAGUUCGGAUGAUCUUAAUACAGUACAAAUCCCGACAAGCUGGAGACCUGCGUUUCUGGAUUUUACUUCGUUGAAAUUAUUUUUUGAUCUAUAUCACAGUCUACCUAAUACGUUAUCGUGUUUGGCACUUUCAUGCCUGGUUCAAAUAGCGUCUGUUAGACGGAGUUUAUUCUCUAAUACCGAAAGAGCAAAAUUUUUGACGCACUUAGUCAAUGGUAUUAAACAUAUACUACAAAAUCCUCAAGGUCUUAGUGAUCCAGGAAACUAUCACGAGUUUUGUAGAUUAUUAUCUAGAUUAAAGAGCAAUUUCCAACUCGGUGAAUUGGUCUUGGUGGAGGAUUAUCCCGAAGCAAUACAACUGAUCGCCAAGUUUACAGUACAGAGUUUACAAAUGUGGCAAUUUGCGCCAAACAGUUUACACUAUCUUUUAACUCUGUGGCAAAGGAUGGUAUCUUCAAUGCCGUAUGUAAAAGCGGGCGAUCCACAUUUAUUGAAUACAUAUACACCAGAGGUUACGAACGCGUACAUUACAUCGAGACUCGAAUCGGUAGCGGUAGUUGUUAGAGAACGUCUAGAGGAUCCAUUGGAUGAUCUAGGAGUAGUUCAUCAUCAGUUGGAACAAAUAUCGGUCAUCGGUAGGUGCGAAUAUCAAAAAACGUGCACUCUAUUAGUCCAAUUGUUUGAUCAAGCUGCAAGAACGUACCAGGAGUUAAUGACGCAAACAGUAUCGCCGACGCAACAGAUUGACAUCGCAAUCCAGGAGGGACAGCUCACAUGGCUGGUAUAUAUCAUAGGUGGUGUUAUCGGUGGAAGAGUCGCGUUUAAUAGCAAUGAGGAAUUUGAUGCCAUGGAUGGAGAACUGGUUUGCAGAGUGCUUCAGUUGAUGAAUCUGACCGAUUCGAGGCUCGCACAAGGUGGCUGUGAGAAAUUGGAAUUAGCGAUGUUGAGCUUUUUUGAGCAGUUUCGAAAGAUCUAUGUUGGCGAUCAAGUUCAAAAGAAUUCUAAAGUCUACAGGAGGUUAUCCGAUGUGUUAGGUCUUAAUGACGAGGCGAUGGUACUCAGCAUUUUCAUUCGAAAGAUAAUAACGAAUUUGAAGUAUUGGGGUAGAAGUGAACAAAUUAUUUCUAAGACGCUACAACUUCUAAAUGAUUUAUCAGUGGGUUACAGUUGUGUUCGUAAACUCGUUAAAUUAGAAGAAGUACAAUUUAUGCUCAACAAUCAUACGCGAGAACACUUUCCAUUUUUGGGAAACAAUGUUGCUGUGACAGAAAUGCGCUGUAGAUCAAUGUUUUACACAUCUCUUGGUAGAUUAUUGAUGGUAGAUUUAGGUGAAGAUGAGGAAAGGUUUCAUACUUUUAUGUUACCUCUUACAGGUGCAUUGGAGAGCCUUGGUCAAUUAAUGGGAGCUGCGGAUACACCUCUUUUUGCAGCAGAAGAAGCAAAGAAAGCGUUGAUUGGUUUAGCACGAGAUCUUAGAGGCUUAGCUUAUGCAUUUAAUACCAAGACAUCCUAUAUGAUGCUUUUUGAUUGGAUAUAUCCGAAUUAUACGCCGAUUUUAUUGCACGCUGUGGAGUUGUGGCAUCACGAACCGCAGGUGACAACACCCGUCCUAAAAUUAUUUGCUGAGUUAGUACAAAAUAGGAGUCAACGAUUACAAUUCGACGCGUCGUCUCCAAACGGGAUCCUGUUGUUUCGCGAGGCCAGCAAAAUUAUAUGUAGCUACGGCAAUCACAUAUUAAAUGUUGAAGUACCCAAGGAUCAGAUUUAUCCUUUAAAACUCAAAGGAAUAAGUAUAUGCUUCAGCAUGUUAAAGGCAGCCUUAUGCGGAAGUUACGUAAACUUUGGAGUGUUUAGGCUAUACGGUGACGAGGCAUUGGACAAUGCUCUUAAUACUUUUGUCAAACUGCUCCUUAGUAUUCCACAAAGUGAUCUUUUGCAUUAUCCAAAACUGUCGGCAACAUAUUACUUGUUACUCGAAUGUCUGGCACAAGAUCACAUGGUCUUUUUAUCUACUUUGGAACCUAGGGUUUUUCUGUACAUCCUCUCCAGUAUCAGUGAAGGCCUUACAGCACUAGAUACUAUGGUUUGUACUGGUUGCUGUGCAACUCUUGAUCAUAUUGUGACAUAUUUGUUUAAACAACUUUAUCAAAAAGGAUAUCCAGGAAGAAAAAAUGCAGUUGUUCCUGGAGGAGGAGAAUUAUUUUUACAAGUUUUAAAACAGCAUCCUGAAAUACUUCAACAAAUUUUAAGUACUGUUUUAAAUGUGAUAAUGUUUGAAGAUUGUAGAAAUCAAUGGAGCAUGUCUCGUCCUUUAUUAGGUCUCAUACUGUUAAAUGAAGACUAUUUUAAUCAAUUAAGAGAAAAUAUUAUUAGAAGUCAACCAGUUGAUAAGCAAGCAGCAAUGGCCCAAUGGUUUGAAAAUUUAAUGAAUGGGAUUGAAAGAAAUUUACUCACAAAAAAUAGAGAUAGGUUUACACAAAAUUUAUCAAUGUUUAGAAGAGACAUAAAUGACGCCCUAAAAGGACCUAAUAUAUCAAAUUCAGUCAAUGAUAUGAUGACUUCGUAGUAAUACUGCUCUCUCUGAAUUAGAUUCUUCUAGGUUCUUGCCUGCCAAAUGCUUGAAUGUGUGUGCGAGUGAAACUCUAAAUUAAUGGUGAAAUUAAAAUUAUGGCUUUAGAUGAGUAUAAAGAUAAUAAAUAUUUUAUGAGAGUAUUACAGCUUGGCUUCCUAUUCUGUCUUUUUAGCUGUUCAAUGUCAUGUAUAUGAUUUUUAUUUUUUAUACAAUAACAUUAAAAGAAAAUAAGAUUUUAAUUUUAUUUUCUUUUUCGUAUUACUUUUAUGAGAGAUUUUGGGUAUUAAUAAUUUUAAUAUUUUUCCUGCAAUGUGAUCAAAUAUAAAAAAAAAAAAAAAUUAGACAUUUUUCUUUUCUUUUUUUUUUAUUAUUACCUUUAUACUCGAACUUAGCUCCAUGAAAUGAUCAGAUUUGAACAUUUUUAUGUAUAUAUUAGCAUCAAGAAUUGGUAAUUAUUAUACCAUGUUUUAUGAUCGUAAAACAAAUAUAUAUUAUUCGAAUUUCUUGAAACAUUCUCCAUACUUUUCACUCAAUAUAUCGUACUUAUUUUUAUGAUUUUUACAAAAAUAUAUGAAUAAUUAAAAAUCUUAUAAUAAUUUUUUAUAUUUUAGUUUUAUAUCGAUAUAUUUUUUUGCAUAUAAUUAUUCACAUAAUUAUUCAUAUAACUAUCUCUAAAAGUCUUAAUAGAGAUAGAUAAUAUUUUCUACAUCGAGAUUAAUUUUGUAUCAUUUUUUUUCGUAUCUAAAAUAAUAUAGACAAGCAUGAAGACAUAUAUGUGUUUUCUCUCAUAUUAUUACUAUUUUAAGCAUUGCUUUUUUCUCAUAUAAUUUUUUUUUAGAAUCUUUUAAAUGACGAUAAUUUUAGAAUUUUGUAAACAAUGUUUUAUUUCCAUUAAAAAAAUUUUUUUUUAAAUUUUAUUAUAAUUUGUCAGGGAAAAAAUUAUAUGGAACGUAUCUAAAAUAAUUUGAUAGUUUUUAUGAAAUUAACAAUAUUCACAAUUUUUGGAUUUUUGCAUCUGUUAUUUUGUCAAUAAAGUUUUCGCCUGUUUCUGUACGGUUAUAUACAUUUAUAUCUACAUAAUACAUUUUAGAAUAGGAAGCCAAUAAUAUUAUUUUUAUUUACAAUGAAACAUUCUGUCUUGUUACGUUUGAUCUUUUUUUCAAUGAAUUGGAUCUUGUUUACGCAUGUUGUGCAUACAAAUGUGCAGCUAAAAAAGUCGUUUGCAACAUUACAAAUUCUUGUAUUGCAGAAGAAAAACAGAGAGAGGGAGAGGGGUGAAUCGAGAGCAAAAACGCAAGUCGCGAUAUAUUCAUUAUUUAAAAUUUAUUUGAAUAAAAGAACUGCUAUAAAACUGUAUUAUCUAUGAGUUAUGAAUAAUAUUAUAUGAAUGAUGGUGAACAAUGUAAAUGAAGAUAUCAUUAAAUUUACCAUACAAAGAUUCAUUUAAUAUACAAUUAUUAUUACGUUCUUACGAACAUUACUUCAUCGAGAAAGAAAAUGGAUGAACGAAAUAGAUAUUAUGAGACAUUAAGUAAAGUUCGUUAAUUUUACAAUGUAAUAAUUUUAGAUACGAUUGUAUGUAAAGCAAAGUAUCACAUUUUCUAAUGGCAUUGUUUUAAUAGUAUCCUACAUCACAAACUUCUACAUUGAUUAAUAUUUAUUGAGUCAUAACUAUCAAAUGUUCAAAUUUUCAUCGACGGAUAUAUAAAUAAAUAUUAAAUACUUGAUAUAUUUUAUAAAAAGAUAAAUAACUGGAAUGAUCGAGAAAUCAAACAGUUGCAAAAUAGUCAGGAGGUAUUGAUCCUACAUCGAAACAUCUUUAAUCAUUUUCUUUUGUUGUAAAUAACGUUGCAAAAUUUAUUGGCUAUACGAGAGAAAGAGAGAGAGAGAGUGUGAGAGAAAAAGAGAAAACAUUCCUUUAUUUUUUUAUACGUAUAUUCCAUCUUUUAUAACAUUUUGUAAAUUACUUUAUAGGCUUCGUAAAAAUCUACGUACCUAUCUGCGAACAGGCAAUAAGAUAUUCUCUUUGAACUUAGUACUCAUGCUAUUUACCAACGCUUUUUUAAUGAUAAUCUUCUUUGGAACUGAGGUACAGUAGAAACUUUUUUAAAUUCCGCAUCCCCAGGAUCAUAUUGCACGUAAAGUUUGUUCGGUGCUCUACAAUUAGUAAAACAAUCAAACGAUAUUUUAGAACGUCAAAAAAAUCUAAUUUAACUGUCUCUUUGUAAUGAUUAUAUGUGAUAAAGUUACACAUAUAUUUUCUAUAAUUGCAGAUCGUUAAACGAAACUCAUACUUGCAGUUUCGUGUUUCUGGUAGUGAAACUACCUUCACUGCUCGUAGGUACCGCGUAUGCUAUUAUUCUUAGCGAGUUGUUGUAUUACACUGUGAUAGUGACGCCGUAAGAGUAUAUUAUUGUAUUAUCUGUCGCUCGAUCUCGUUUUCGGCGAAUGAAAAAAAAAAAGAAAGAAAAGAGAAAGAAAAAAGUAUCGCAUUGAAUAUAAGAUGUACCUGUAAAGAUGCGACACAUUUUUUUUCCAUAACGCGGUACAACAUAUUGCGUUGCAAUAGUCGGAUUCUACGAUCUCGAAAUAAUCAUCUCAACCCAUGACCUCAAUAAAGCGUUUCGAGCCGCUUUUCCGAAUUACGACAAUGACUUAUUUGACAAUAUAUAAUACGAUAUAUCGAGAGAAUAUCCAGCGUUGCGUUGCGUUGCGUUACGUUGCGUUACGUUGCGACUGUAGAGCCCGCAAGAGCUUAUUCUUACUCUUCAAGGCUACCAUACGAGGCUGCGUGAUCCUCUUCCGCUGACAAAUGCGAGAAUUUGUAUCAACGUCCUCGGCACAAUCUUAGUUUCCGUGCGCGUCCUACCUCUGCGCGAGAGACAUUAAUAGAUUUUUUAUACAGAUGCACAUAAAAGAAUCUACAAAAGAAAAAAAAAAUGAAGAAACUGCAUCGGCAUGCAAAUUUUUCCUACAUAUAAAAAAUACACAAAGCAGCAUUUUAUCAAGAUUAUACGCAAACCUAUACGGGUCGAUAUUCAGCGCUGUACCUUUAUCAUAAUAUUGUAAAUAUACAUUGAACACGAGA
Molecule: messenger RNA, 6528 nt
Organism: Solenopsis invicta (red fire ant)
Lineage: Eukaryota; Metazoa; Arthropoda; Insecta; Hymenoptera; Formicidae
Gene: Ranbp16
Product: exportin-7
Exons: 15
Coding region: 129-3434 (1101 amino acids)
Biological process (GO): protein export from nucleus
Cellular component (GO): cytoplasm; nuclear pore
Molecular function (GO): small GTPase binding; nuclear export signal receptor activity
Source: RefSeq, a predicted model, not a curated record